Messenger RNA from Anopheles funestus (African malaria mosquito), 2502 nucleotides. Its product is annotated as protein 60A-like. Gene Ontology annotation, biological process: BMP signaling pathway; SMAD protein signal transduction. Gene Ontology annotation, molecular function: cytokine activity; growth factor activity. The record is from RefSeq and is a predicted model, not a curated record. Gene Ontology annotation, cellular component: extracellular region. The coding region runs from base 294 to 1622 and encodes 442 amino acids. The transcript is spliced from 8 exons. NCBI's taxonomy places the organism in Eukaryota, Metazoa, Arthropoda, Insecta, Diptera, Culicidae.
GAGAUGAAAGAAUUUCGUCUUCGAUCGCUGUCAAAGUGUGCUGCUGGUGCUGCUAGCCAGUGCAACGGAGCAGGAGCUAAGGAAAGAAAGAGAAGGAUUACAUGCCAAAGGGCAUGUAGACGGAAACAAAAAAAAAGGGCGAGUAACAAACGUAAGGAACUAGCGAACACGAAGUUUGGUGCGUGAGGAUCAGUUUGAGAUCUUGCAAGCCAUCGAAAUUAAGAGCAAAAAAAACCUUUGCAACAGUGCAGUUUAGGAACGAAAAAGCAUUCCCCAAAAAGUAAUUCGUUCGUAUGUACGCGUUGGGCAUGGGUCGUACAUUACGGUACGCACUGGUCGUGUGUUUGCUUGGGUGUUGCUGGUGGGCUACCGAGGCCACGGCAUCGACAACGACGCUGUCCGGAAUUUAUGUCGACAACGGCGUCGGUCAGACGGUGCUGGAUGAUGCACUCUCGUUCGAGGAGCAGCAGGAGAUCGAGAAUGAAAUUUUAAACCUGCUCGGCCUUCCGGGACCACGGCCGGCCGUCCGCCAUUUACAUUCUUCGGUCGGCAAAUCUGCGCCACAAUUUUUGCUGAACGUCUACGAUCAGCUGCAGCAGGAGGAGUACAACGAUGCUGCCGGUGGUGGUAUGCCCGCACAUAUACGAAAGGUUCGUAGCACUGACCAGAACAUCCUGAUUACCGAUGCCGACAGGAAAGCAAUCGAUGAGAGUGAUAUUAUUAUGACCUUUUUGAACAAGAAUCAUCAUGGUUCGGAGAUGCGUCACGAGAAGGGUCGUCGUUUGUGGUUCGGGAUCACCAACAUCGAGAACGACGUUAGCGUACUGAUGGCGGAGUUACGUCUUUAUCGGAAGCUGAAUUUGAACAAGUACACCACCUAUAAUACAUCGCUCACGCUGACCGUGUACGCACUUACCGAGCUAAACGGAGAAAGUGAAAUGACGGAGAUCUCCAACAUGGAGCUAACGGGCGAUUAUGAAGGUUGGUUGGAAAUCAAUGUUACCGGUGCGGUUAAUCUUUGGCUCAAGAAUAGACAAGCAAACCAUGGUUUAUAUAUUGGAGCGUACUUUGGUGAUCGUGUUGAACGCGAAGUAAAGCUGGAUGAUGUUGGAUUUGUUAGUGCACGUGGAAGUGAAGAGUAUCAACCAUUUUUGGUAGUGUACGCGAAUAGCCAACAGCAGAUGAUGAAGCCAAUUCUUCAGCGGCAUCUAACGCGCAAUAAGCGUAGCCAGCCGUCGCGCAAGCGCAAAACCGGCAAAACCGAACACCGGCACCCGUUCCAGUAUCAUCAGCCGUACGAUCAGCACAAGAGCUGCCGGAUUCAGCAGCUGUACGUUAGCUUUAAAGAUCUGCAGUGGCAUGAGUGGAUUAUUGCACCGGAAGGGUACGGUGCGUUCUACUGCAGUGGUGAAUGUAACUUCCCGCUGAACGCACACAUGAACGCAACCAACCAUGCGAUCGUACAAACACUCGUGCAUUUAAAUCAUCCUACAAAGGUGCCGAAACCGUGCUGCGCUCCAACCAAACUGGUUCCGAUAUCCGUGCUGUAUCACAUCGAUGAGGCAAAUGUGAAUCUUAAAAAAUACAAAAACAUGGUUGUGAAAAGCUGUGGAUGCCAUUAGAAGCAGAAAGCACCGGAAGCGGGCUAUUCCCAGCUUUUCAUGUGUAGUGGAUUUUCAUUUUCUGUAACAAAAAAAACACAUUUUAAAGCACCUUUUUUUAAAAAAAGCAAAAGGAAUAGAACCAUCGUAGCGCUUAAGUGUCCAGUAGUAGGGAAGUGAAUGCAAACAGCAUACACGAACAAAAUUCAGAUCUGUACCGUAAUUCCGCCAUUUUUUUUUUGCUUUUGGUUUUGUGUUCUUAGGCUGGUGGCAGUGCUUAGUCGUAUAUGAUUUUUUUUUUCAAAAUUUUGUAUGGAAUUUGACAGAUAAAAUCAUACAAAGAUUAUGGCAUCCUAUUUUAUCUGUCAAAUUCCAUACAAAAUGUUGAAAAAAAUAGUAUAAGACUUAGCACUGCAAGCAGCCUUAAACGCAUGUCGGAUGAUGAGUUUUACGGCUUGCUAUUUCUUGCUUGUAUGAAACUGGAAAACUUGAUAUGCGCGUGCGGUGAUGCUAAGGUUCAAAGGUGUGCUACUUACGGUGCGCAACGCCAUGUUUUCGUUCUGUCUAACAUUGCACUUGCAGCAGCAUCGGGGGAAGGUGCAGUUUUGGGUAACGUUGAAGGUACCUCUGUUCGGUGGGAGUUUUCCUGCUCAUAUUACCACGUUCGAUAUGAGUUUUUGGAUAAAACACGUGGACACGUUUACUGCAAAUGCGCAACGCAACACAAAAGUAUUAUUGGAAAACAAAACAGCACGCGAGGCCGGGGGAAGAAAAAAAAAGCUAAAAAAGAAAGAAAAAAAAACCCAACAACCAAUGUAUAUUGAUCUUAUUUGAUAAUGCUGAAUCUACUUGUGUAUAAUAUACUCAAAAACGGAAAUAAAACUACUCAUUUAUGUCGUAA